AUGCUCAAUAAGGCUCAGGACGCUCAAAAAAGUGAGUGUCAUCAAAUGAAUAACGACGAAAGUGAUGAGAACAAAUUCAUGCAGAUUAGCGAGAAGCCAUGCGGGAUUGCAGCUAACGUGGUUUAUCAAUCGCUGGACGAAAUCAAUUAUUCGCUCGCGUGGUUUACGCAUCACCGUAGGAGGGAGAGUAUGUUCUAUCCCUGGUAUCCAACUUUGAGCGGAAACAGUUGGGAGAAACUCCGACUACAAGCAAUCUCCAAUUUUUGGCGGACGGUGGUUACCAAUAGAAUAAGCCCGAUCACGGUUCACUUGGCAGUCUGGAUAGUGAACAAGCUAUUUUACAUACGAAGAAGGUAUCUAAUGACAAGAGAAUGGUUUGCGGGUAUCGUGGCCGUAGGUCUCCGAAUUGCGCUAAAGUUUGAAGAGCGGCCCGACUCACUUUGGGGAAUUCGGAAGAUUUGGGACGUGCUUCCUUUGUUCGACGAUUGGCACUUGGAUAAGCGAGACUUGUUUUUAUUGCGAGUCGAGACCGAGGCUUUGCGAUUGCUCGACGAUUUGUUGGAUGUUCCCCUGGCCGUACAAUUCUUCGAUAAGUACGCGUCAGUUGGUGGGUGGCCUCCAGAAAUGGUGAAGGAAUAUACUUCCUUGGGCCACUUUAUACUCGCUCUAUCGUCUUUCGCAUCUGGAGACAAGCACCCGCUUUGCAACAUACCUCCAUCGGAACUCGCGGCGGCUGCCGUAGUGCUGUCUGUCAAAAUAGUGAACGGAGACUCGCGAAUACCAAGUUACGAGUUCUUUCCAGAACGUUUUGCGGCAUUCACCCAGUGCACUAUGAAGCAGUUACAACCAGCCGUCCGAGGCCUCUCAUCCUUAUUACGGCGCAAGCCGGAAGAGGCUGACAUUCUUGCCCGAGUGUACCCGGAAUGGGGCGCUCAUGAAUGGCAAUGAAGCAUUUUUAGCUUCCCAUUUGUCUUUGAAAUUGCAACG
Molecule: messenger RNA, 987 nt
Organism: Gregarina niphandrodes
Lineage: Eukaryota; Apicomplexa; Conoidasida; Eugregarinorida; Gregarinidae
Product: carboxy-terminal domain cyclin
Exons: 3
Coding region: 1-948 (315 amino acids)
Source: RefSeq, a predicted model, not a curated record